Messenger RNA from Ipomoea nil (Japanese morning glory), 2662 nucleotides. Its product is annotated as U-box domain-containing protein 13-like. The record is from RefSeq and is a predicted model, not a curated record. The transcript is spliced from 4 exons. Gene Ontology annotation, cellular component: cytoplasm; nucleus. Gene Ontology annotation, molecular function: ubiquitin-protein transferase activity; protein binding. NCBI's taxonomy places the organism in Eukaryota, Viridiplantae, Streptophyta, Magnoliopsida, Solanales, Convolvulaceae. Gene Ontology annotation, biological process: cell surface receptor signaling pathway; protein ubiquitination. Bases 562 to 2535 code for a protein of 657 amino acids.
AAGAUUCAAGUAAAGUCAUAACUGGUUCUGGUUGUUGUUUGAUGAGGGAGAAUAGAGAUGGAGUCAAAUUAAAGAGGAAAAAGCUCAGCUCAUGGCUGUGAGUUAACAUCAUCUGUACUUACACUGACGCGUCCAAGCAUUCACACCCAUCCUGUAACGUUUACCCUGCGAAGACCCAUUGCUGAUUUGCUGUACUCGUCUUCUUCCCAGGCCCCACCGCCCACCUUCUCUCAAAUACCUCACCGCCUCUUCACUUUCAUCCCUUCCGUUUUCCGGCGACUCUGUAAAAACCCCACCUUAACUUCGACCCAAAGGCCAAAGCUCUCUCCUUUCUUCCUUUUUCUUUUCCGUUUCUUUGGUAUGAGGUCUGCAAUGGCGGCGGGGACGACCGUCUGGUCAGGUCAGCGGUCGCAUCGCUUCGAUCGGAUUUAGCAGCGGAGGAGAGAGCAAUAGCAAUAGCAAUAGGCAAUAGUUUCGUUGCAAAUUUGCAAUUCCCUCCCCCCCUUUCCAAAAAGUUUUAAUCUUUUUUGGAUUUUAGUUGAUUGGAUUCCUGGAAUAAUCAUGGGGGAAGAGAAAGAAGCUAUAGCGAGGGAGCUUAUUGAGUUGGCGAACGAAAUAUCGGCCAUUUCUGACUUCAAGUCCAUGGUGAAGAAGCAGUACUGCAACCUUGCUAGGCGGCUGAAGCUCUUGACUCCAAUGUUUGAAGAGAUUCGCGAUAGCAAAGAGCCCCUCCCUGAAGCCUCCUUGAAAGCCCUGCUCUCUUUGAAGGCUGCUCUCGAAUCGGCUAAGGAUUUGCUCAAAUUUGGCGGGGAAGGCAGCAAGAUUUUCCUGGUGUUAGAAAGGGAUCAAAUUACAAAUCAAUUUCAAGAAGUGACCAAUCAGUUGGAACAAGCUUUGGGUGAAAUUUCAUAUGAAAAGCUUGACAUAUCUGACGAAGUUAAAGAACAGGUUGAGCUUGUUCUUUCGCAGUUCAGAAGGGCGAAAGCGAGAGCUGAUACACCUGAUGAUGAACUUUAUGAAGAUGUGUUAUCCCUUUACAACGGUAAUAGUGAUACUGCUGUGGAUCCGGGUGUCUUAAGGAGAUUGGUUGAAAAGUUGCAACUAGCUGGAAUAAAUGACCUCACGCAAGAAUCUCUAGCUUUGCACGAGAUGGUUGCUGCUACUGGUGGGGAUCCGGAGGAGACCAUAGAAAAGAUGUCGAUGCUAUUAAGGAGGAUUAAAGAUUUUGUGCAGACUGAAAAUCCCGACAUUAUUUCCUCUGCAAAAGAAGUGUCUUCAAGUUGUGGGCAGGCGUCGUCUACAGAGGGAGAGAGCCACAAGACCCCCGUAAUACCAGACGAUUUCCGUUGUCCUAUAUCGCUGGAGCUGAUGAGAGAUCCAGUCAUUGUUGCAACAGGACAGACGUAUGAACGUUCUUGCAUCGAGAAAUGGCUGGAAGCAGGACAUACAACUUGCCCAAAGACGCAACAGCCGCUCACUAGCAAUACCCUCACUCCCAACUAUGUUUUACGAAGCCUUAUAAAUCAAUGGUGCGAGGCAAAUGGGGUUGAGCCGCCGAAACGAGCUGGUAGUUCUCAGUCCUGUCAGACGACGUCUGCUUGCUCACCUGCUGAGGGGUCCAAGAUUGAAACUCUAAUCUCUAAGCUAAGAUCUGUCCACCCCGAAGAUCAACGAACUGCUGCGGGUGAAAUCCGCCUUCUUGCUAAGCGCAAUGCGGACAAUCGUAUAGCAAUAGCUGAAGCCGGUGCCAUUCCUCUGCUGGUAAACCUUUUAUCCACGCCCGAUUCCCGCACUCAAGAACAUGCGGUUACAGCGCUACUUAACCUCUCGAUAUGCGAGGACAAUAAAGGAGCCAUCAUAGCUUCUGGGGCAGUGCCCGGGAUUGUCCAUGUGCUCAAGAAGGGAGGCAUGGAAGCUCGGGAAAACGCAGCUGCCACUCUUUUUAGCCUCUCGGUUGUGGACGAAAACAAGAUCAUAAUCGGGGGUUCUGGGGCAAUCUCUCCCCUCGUAACGCUCCUAAACGAGGGUAGCCAACGAGGAAAGAAAGACGCUGCAACUGCACUCUUCAACCUCUGCAUAUAUCAAGGCAACAAGGGCAAGGCAGUAAGGGCGGGGGUCGUGCCAACGCUAAUGCAGCUGUUAACCGAGCCACAAGGCAACAUGGUGGACGAGGCAUUAGCAAUACUGGCAAUAUUGGCUAGUCAUCCUGAAGGGAAGGUAGCCAUUGGAGGCGCAAAAGCUGUGGCAGUUCUGGUGGGCGUCAUAGCCAACGGGUCCCCAAGGAACAAAGAAAACGCAGCUGCAGUUCUGGUUCACCUCUGCUCCGGAGAACAACACGUAGUAGAAGCUCAAGAACUAGGAAUAAUGGGACCUCUGCUUGAUUUAGCCCAGAACGGCACCGAAAGAGGACGCCGAAAAGCCGCCCAGUUACUAGAGAAGAUAAACAGAUUUGCUGAGCAGCAAACCCAGGCCCAGACAGAGACUCCUGCUCAAACUGAGAACCAGUUGCAGUCACCGGCCACCGUGGACGGUUGAGAUGGAUCUUUUGUUGUUUCUGUAUUCUAGAGGAUGGAGGUGGAAGAUCACCUCAUCUUCUACAUUUACCCAUAUUUUUUUAAUCCUGUGUUGAAGGUGUAUACAUCCAUGAAAGAGUUAUUUCCAA